This is a messenger RNA of Syzygium oleosum, 1545 nucleotides long. RefSeq lists its product as uncharacterized. NCBI's taxonomy places the organism in Eukaryota, Viridiplantae, Streptophyta, Magnoliopsida, Myrtales, Myrtaceae. The record is from RefSeq and is a predicted model, not a curated record. The transcript is spliced from 5 exons. Bases 957 to 1406 code for a protein of 149 amino acids.
CAAGACGUGGUGGACAUGGACAAGGAAAGCUGCUGCAGCUUUGGAGAGGCCGAGGCAUCCGCUGGUGAGGUGGACGAGCAGUCUCAAGUCGUCGGCGAAGUCCUGAGGAUCAAGCAGGUCUUGGACAACAGUCGACACGAGGUCGCGCGCAUGUAGACUGAUAACGGGUCACUGCCAUAUUGAUCAUUGAGAAUCUGAGAGCACGCGUAAUCUUAACUUGUUUUGUUUCUCGUUACGACAGUCCGCUUUGGCGCUGUGCGAAUCACUGCGAAGACUCUGGUCGAUGGCUAUUACUCUGGAUAUCUUGGAGGUUUGAGUAGACUCUUUCGUAUAGAGUUCCUCAAGCACAUUGCCAAAUAGGCUUUCGAGUAUCUUGCUUGUGAUCUGUUGCACGAUUUCGCUUGUUGACUGUUCAGCACUAAAAUUCUGACCAUCUGCAGAGGACUAAGAUCGGGAUAAGUGUCAACAGUCUCCGUAGAAACUGCGGAUCGAAGCAGAUUGCUCAGCUUGCGGACAGCAUCACAGUGUAUGGUGUUCCUUAUCAUUCUCAUCCCGCGUGCAAGACCGAAUUAGCUUUCGAAAAAGACGACAUUUAUAUUGCUGUCACACGGAGAAAUGAAACAAAUCGCUCUCGCUGACUGCUAAUCAAGCACAUCUUUUCCAUUGCUGAACAUCAGAGAUCUUUAGAGUCAGUUUGCACCGAUAAUCGAUGAUCAUUUCUCGGCAACUGUAGAUGAUUUGGCCCGGUUCUCGGAUUAUCCGAGAUAGAAACACCCAUGUUUUGCAUACCAAAUACUCGGUUGAUAGUAUAGGCAUAGAUGCUUUAGCAACUUCAUUUUAUUUGAGUUUUAAGAGCUUGGAUUCUCUUAUAGUAGAUCCAAUUCGAUCGUCCUACUGGACAAGAAACAGAUAUCAACUCACUUCUUGAUUCUUUUCAUUGCAGACAAUGGAAGGCCAUGGUGGAUGGUGAUGGAAAUCCUUGGAAAAUUAGGGAAACGAACUCUGCGAUCCAGAAACCGAAGCAGCAGCAGCUAGGGGUUGUGAAGCCCGGCAGAUCCUCGCAAACUGGCUCGAGGACCGCCCCUUCUGACGAGAUUGCGGCUGAGAAGUUUGAUAAGGAAAGAAAGGCUCGACCGGAAAAGCCGUACGAAGUCGCCAUGCACAACAGACAACUCACCAGCCAAAAGGAUAAGCUCAAGUACUUGCAAGAGGUUGCAAUGGAAAUCAAAUCCGAAGCCGCCAAGAGGAGGACCCAAGAACGAUAUCCGCAAGAAGGAAAUGCUAAGAAGCAGCAGGCCAUACAAGUUUCGGACUCACCCCAUCUCCCGAAGCAGGUGGCGAGCGAUAAGGCUCAAUGCUCGAGCACCGAAAAAUCUCAUAAGCAGCGGACGAAGGGAGAGCGCUAAAUCCCAUGGUUGUGAAGAACAAUCUUCCGAGGGCUUCUCCAUUCUCUUCUCGAUCGGUGGAAAUUUUGGUAAAAUCUGCAGAGACAGCAAUCUUAUUCCAGAUGGUAUUGACUCUACAUUCUGAAAUUCAGAUGACUGA